AGGAGGACACGUCCAGCGACGGAUGUGCACGUUGGGGUGCGCGGGCCCUGCGCGGCGGCGGCGGCCGCAACAAAGGGGCGCGCGGCCGCGGCCUGGCGGCGUCUCGGCCGGCCCCGCCGCCGCCGCGCGAGAACCGCUGGGGCGAAAGCGGGGGGAGCGCCGUCCCCGCGCAGCCCCGCGAGGCGGCGGGGGGAGCGCGGGGCUCGCUCCGGAGCGGGGCCGCCUGCCGCUCGCGGGCGCCCCUGACGGCGGACCGGGAGCGCGGGCGGCGUCCCCCCACCGCAGGGCCGCGCCGGCGGCCGCGGGUUCCCGUGGCGGUGGCGAGCGGCGGGCCGGCAGGACUGGGCCGGGCCGGGCCCCGCCGGGAACUCGCCCGCGCCGCGUCCCCGUCCCCGCCGGCGGGUGCACGGAGCAGGCGUGCACCCGGCUGCCGCUGCGGCCGCGGGCACGGCAGGCAGCGCCGCGCCGGUGCGCCGGCCGAGCCGGGAACAGGGCUAGCGUGGCGAGGCACCGAGCGCCGCUCGCAUGGCGGCGGCGGGAGCCGCACCAACAGUGGCAACCCCAGACAUAUCCCUUCCCCCCCCCCGCCCCGCUCCGCUCCCGUUGCCGUGGUGCGAACGGCAGCGUCAGCCCUGCGUGUGCGUGUGCAGGGGUAAUUGCCGUUGCCCCGCGGAGUAAGUAACCCCGUGGCCCUGGGAGUUUCCCCCUGCGCCGGAGGUACUCUGGCCAAGUGCCUGCCCGGCUCCGCUCGCAGGGUAGUAACUUUGUUUCUGUCACCAAUUACACGCCCCUCUGUAUUCAGCAACACUGUUUUCAACCAAUUACUUCUCCUAUAAUUGCUUUUUUGCUUAGUAAGUCUCAACAGAAUUGCAGCAAAAUUGCGCAUCGGUUAACAAAACGGGGGGUGAGAUUGCUGCUACGUUAUUAGCAGUGACUCUUCGGUGUUGCUUAAAAAGAAAGCAGUGUUUUCCCCCAGCUUGCAAAGAACCCUAAAUGGAUCCUGGUGAAAUAGUUGUUUACCCUGCUGCCUUGGGUGCUGCGUUGAUCCCUCAUCCUGGGGCCACAGGCCCAGGCAGCCCAGAAGAAUACAGUGUUUCUUGUUUUUGUUUUCUUUUGUGUAUUUCAACUAUUUAUGCCCUCCCUACCUGGCUCUCUCGACAUCUGAUUACUUAGGACUAGGAAAAAAAUUCUGACUUUCCUCAUUCUUUUUGCAGCCAGAGUACUGCAUGCUGAGGUGCCAGGCCCGUGAAGGUAUUUGCAGGGAGCCAGGUGUUCCCGUACCAUGCUCAACACCCAGCGCCAAGGGUGGAAGUGGCGUACCCGUCAUCUGCUUCCGUUCCGUGCUGAAGGUGGCCCAUCGUAAAGGUUAAUCAUCUGUCAACUAUUUAACAAUAUUCAGAACAUUUCCUGCAUUGUUCAUGGAGUUUUUAAUCAGUAUGUCUGAAACCAUUAAAUAUAAUGACGACGAUCACAAAACUGUGUUCCUGAAAACAUUAAAUGAACAACGUUUGGAAGGAGAAUUUUGUGACAUAGCUAUCGUGGUUGAAGAUGUUAAAUUCAGAGCACAUAGGUGCGUGCUUGCGGCCUGCAGUACCUAUUUCAAAAAGCUUUUCAAAAAACUGGAAGUUGAUAGUUCAUCAGUAAUAGAAAUAGAUUUUCUUCGUUCUGAUAUUUUUGAAGAAGUUCUCAAUUACAUGUAUACUGCAAAGAUUUCUGUUAAGAAAGAGGAUGUAAACCUGAUGAUGUCUUCAGGCCAGAUUCUUGGUAUUCGAUUUCUGGAUAAACUCUGCUCUCAAAAACGGGAUGUGUCUAGUCCUGAAGAAAACACACAGUCCAAGAGCAAGUACUGCCUAAAAAUAAACCGUCCUAUGGGGGAACCUAAUGAUACCCAAGACGAUGAGGUGGAAGAAAUUGGAGAUCACGACGAUAGUCCCUCAGAUGUGACGGUGGAAGGAACUCCCCCAAGUCAGGAAGAUGGAAAAUCACCUACCACUACCCUGCGAGUGCAAGAGGCGAUUCUGAAAGAGCUGGGAAGUGAAGAGGUUCGAAAAGUGAACUGCUACGGCCAGGAAGUAGAGCCUAUGGAAACAACCGAAUCAAAAGACUUGGGAUCUCAGACCCCUCAGGCUUUGACAUUUAAUGAUGGCAUAAGUGAAGUGAAAGAUGAACAGACACCAGGCUGGACCACGGCAGCUGGGGAUAUGAAGUUUGAGUAUUUGCUUUACGGUCACAGGGAACACAUUGUGUGUCAGGCUUGCGGUAAGACCUUUUCUGACGAAGCGCGAUUGAGAAAACAUGAAAAGCUACACACUGCUGAUAGACCGUUUGUUUGUGAAAUGUGUACAAAGGGCUUUACCACGCAAGCUCAUUUGAAAGAGCACCUGAAAAUACACACAGGUUACAAGCCUUACAGUUGCGAGGUAUGUGGAAAGUCUUUUAUUCGUGCACCAGAUCUAAAAAAGCAUGAAAGAGUUCACAGUAAUGAGAGGCCAUUUGCAUGCCAUAUGUGCGAUAAAGCUUUCAAGCACAAGUCCCACCUCAAAGACCAUGAAAGAAGACACCGAGGAGAGAAGCCUUUUGUCUGCAGUUCCUGCACUAAAGCGUUUGCUAAAGCAUCUGAUCUAAAAAGGCAUGAGAACAAUAUGCACAGUGAAAGAAAACAAGUUACUACCGCCAACUCCAUCCAGAGUGAAACAGAACAGUUACAGGCAGCAGCUAUGGCUGCUGAAGCAGAGCAGCAAUUAGAAACCAUAGCUUGUAGUUAAAAACUAAAGCAGAAACUUUAUCAGAAAUCAUGUAAGAAAUUAAAUUGAACAAAAUCUAUUGUUGGGAUACACUUAGACUGAGAAUUAUCUUUUCAAGAAAACGUAUUUUUAGAGGAUUUGGAUGCUACGUAGGAACACACAGCAUCGCUUGUUUAGGUGUUUUAAAACAUUUCAGAGAUGGGUAUUCUUAGAAUAUGAAAUAGUUUUGUUGUCAUUAGCAGUAUGAUGCACUAAUACCUGAUUUAAUUUGAGAAUACAAUCAAGUUCUCUGUAAAACAGGGAUCAUCACCGGCUGAUGUUUUGUUUCAUCCAAUAUGGAAUGCUGCAUACGAUGUAGACAUCAAAAUCAAUGAGUUAUGUUUAAAAACACUGAGAUCUCAGAAAAAUUAACAACUAUGGAAAGGAAAUACUUGUUUUCCGUAGUUUUCAAAGUGUUACACUGCAGUUUUUGAGAAGCAGACGUUGAUUCUCUAAGCUUUUUAAUUCCUCUUUUUUCCACCUAAUGCAGAUGCUAGAGGUUGGUAAACAGAGCGUACAGGGGCAUGGUGAUCAAAACGAAAUUGCUUCUUAUUCCAUUCCCUCAGAUACCCUCUUAUUUUAAUCAAGGCAGCAAGCUUAAUGAAAUACUUGCUUUCCUGAAAAAAACUGCGUUACUCGCAGUGGUCCCGGCUGGCAAAGCAGAUGGGUUGUGGUGUUCACCAGUCCCUUGUGUGGGGAAAAGAGUCUGCCUCCUUUGUUUCUAUGUUCGCCCUUAUGCAGGCACCUGGAGGUGGGACAGAGCCACAAAGAAAAAAGGGCGCAGCAUGGAGGAGGAGUCACAUUCCUUACUGGGACCCAGUAGAAAUUAGUUAAAUCUAAUACAGCCUGAGGCUGUGGUUUUUAUUAUGCGGCUUCGAGUUCACCCAACCUAGCCCAGUUAAGGCAAAGGCGUGUUUCUGGCAGCACGGGAGGAUCAGCUGUGCUGGUGAGUGACCGGGUGUCACUGCCAGGCCUCCGCAGUUGCAGAGCCCAGCCACGGGCUAUCGCACACCUGCCCGCAGUGUUCAGGCUGGGCUUUGUGUCGUGGCUGGUCAUACCAGCUAAUAGGUCCUGUUCAAGUUUAAAAAACUCCGCUUUCUGACACACCACCUCUCAGCAAGAGGGAGAUUUCGGUCAUAAUCGAUCCAGAAUCAGUAUUAACUAAUAGUCUGUUACUUAGAGUUGCCUUUUUUUUUUUUUUUCUAGACAAGCUGGGGUAGAUGCUGCUAAUUUAACUGUUAACCCACAGAGUCAACAAAAUACGUGGUCUUUGGAUUGCAGUCUGCUACGUGUAGUCAACAAGAGAAGACACAAUAACAGUGGUAAUGUAAUCCAAAGGGAUAUCGAGCCUUUAUUUUAAAUUUGUAAAUACUACAAGUGUUGUCAAAACUUCAUUUGAAGUUGGAAUGGUGAAAAAAACGCACUCUUGGGCACGUGGUUGGAUAACAUUGGUCGCUUGCGAUACCUAUAGCAUAUGAAAGUGUUAGAUCAGUUUCUGGUAAGUUACCAUGUGGUAGAUCACAUCUUGCUUUUCUAAAUAGAAACUGAAAAUACCAUUUUUGGAACUGUUAUAUGGAACUUUGAUUAUUUUUGUUGGUUGGUUGGUUGGGUUUUUUUACAGCUUCAUUAGAUUCAUGUACUCGUCAGGUUAAACAGUUAUCUUAAAAUGCCAAUAAUUGUUUGAAAGCUGGUCUGUAAAUAAAACAUGAACUUAAUAUUUUAGAAAAUGUAAACUUUGGACCUUUACCAAUAUAUUUUUUUAAAAUGUUACUUCAUUUUACAUUCAGUAAUAUUAGUUUGUAAACAAACUAUACAUUUUGUAUCUGUGCAACAUCAGAGGAUGUGUAUUCAUUACAUUUUAUUGGUUCUCUUGAGGAACAUGAUAAAUGACCAUUGUUAAAAUGUUUUACUGUAUAUGAUUAUAGAUAUAAAGAUAGUAGGUCCAAAAUGGGAUCUACUUUUUUUUCUAAGUA
This is a messenger RNA of Phalacrocorax carbo (great cormorant), 4756 nucleotides long. The record is from RefSeq and is a predicted model, not a curated record. NCBI's taxonomy places the organism in Eukaryota, Metazoa, Chordata, Aves, Suliformes, Phalacrocoracidae.